Messenger RNA from Lodderomyces orthopsilosis Co 90-125, 1725 nucleotides. RefSeq lists its product as uncharacterized. Gene Ontology annotation, biological process: vesicle-mediated transport; protein targeting to vacuole. The transcript has a single exon. Gene Ontology annotation, cellular component: fungal-type vacuole membrane; Mon1-Ccz1 complex. The record is from RefSeq and is a predicted model, not a curated record. The coding region runs from base 1 to 1725 and encodes 574 amino acids. Lineage: Eukaryota; Fungi; Ascomycota; Pichiomycetes; Serinales; Debaryomycetaceae.
AUGUCACCGAAUCAUAAAUUGUGUAGGUCUAAGGCUAUUAAUAUUUUGUCGCGACAUCGAUUACAAGUACUUGAAAGAAAUCACUUAUCUCCAUCAUAUCUUUCAACAAAAUUGAUGGAACAGCCGCAUUUUUUAAAAGUGGCAUCCAAAUCGGCCGCUAGCUUGUUGUCGACAGCUUCGGUAUCACAGCCAACCUCCACUACCGAGGCAACAACUGCGAUCAACUACGAGAAUGUGAACCUGGAGAUACAAUCAAUUAGAAACGGUUCCCCAUUGACCCAAUUCGAUAACAGCAGUAUAGCAUCAGAACUUCACUUAUCAGAGUAUAUUGAAGAUCUACCUUUUUUGCCUUCAAAUAUUCGCAAUACGCAACGAUCACAUAAUGACCGCAGUUAUUUGCCAUUAUACCCAAACCCAUUAGGUUUGGAAGAGGAACGAUAUUAUCGCCAAUGUAUCUUGAUAUCCAAAGCAAGCGAUGAACAGCAAUUUCAUCAGAAAUUAAAGCAGUUUUUUAUCUUUUCAACGGCAGGGAAACCAAUAUAUUCAAUGAAUGGUUCAGAUGAUGUGGUGAUUGGUUAUAUGGGGAUACUUACCACCAUAUUUUCAACGUUUCAGGAAGAUCUUCAUAAGGACUUCAACAGUAUAGAGAUAGGAAAUGAUGUAAAGAUUGUUGCUAUGAACAGAGCUCCUAUUGUAUUGUUUGCAAUUACCAAAUUGAGCCAUGAAACUGAAGACUUCCUUAAGUCUCAACUAGCUAUUCUUUACAAAUACUUGUUGAGCAUAUUAUCAAGAUCUGCAAUCGACAAACAUUUCAACAAUGGAUUAAACUAUGACUUGCGACGAAUUUUGAGCCCCUUAGAUUUUGCAAAUUUGGACGAUUUGUGUUUGAAAUUGACCUUCGGAUUGCCUAAUGAUCUCAAUUUUUAUUUGAGCCAAUUGUUUUCAAGUCGGCAAAGUCUCAAAAUACGCUACACUUUAAGAUCCAAAAUGAACAAGAUAUUAAAGACGUACAAGGAUGAUGACCUAUUAUUUACCAUCUUGGCCAAGUCUAAUGUUAUUUUGAAUUAUAUUUGCAAUAGAGCUCACAAUUUAUCCGAUAAUGAUUUGAGAUUAUUGUUGUUCAUCGUGAAAUCAUUGAAGAACAAGGAGGAAGACUUGUGGAUGCCAUUGUGUAUGCCCGAAUUUAAUAGUCACGGUUUUCUAUACGUGUUUGUUCGAACAUGGGGCCAGAAAAGUUUAAUACUCAUCAGUGGAAACAAGACUUCAUUCUACAAAUUAAAAGAGCUAGCGAGUGGCAUAAUACUCACGGCGGAAAGAUCACAGAAUCGUGAAUUUCUUAGCAGUUAUCAACGAGAAUUGGUGACACCGAUUUCGAGCCAAAUUCCAUUUAUUGUCAAGCAUUUUUUAUAUAUCAAUAAAAGCCUCAACCAGUUCAUUAGCAGUGAAGCGCCGCAUAAAAAUAGAGACUUCGUGCUCCAAUUGAUCAAAUAUUACACACAGUUGAAAAAUAACAAGUCGAAUAUACAGGUCAAAGAUAUAUCAAUUAAUUACAAGAAACUAACAUAUAUGAAGUGGGAGAACGUGACAGGAUUUAUGAUUACCGAUGAUGUGUAUGCAUUUUAUUGUAUUAUUAACGAUGAUCUUGAUUCAAAAAAAUUGAUUGAUGUCAGUCUUUCUAUAAUAAAGUGGUGCAAGAAAAAUCAGUCGCGGUUAUUCUUGCAAUAG